GGCUGGUUCCUUUGAGGAGAAUCUUUUCUAUGAUCAGACCCGAAUCAUGUCAUGCAUGAAUAGGCUUCGUAAGAUCUAGUAGAAUAAGUGAUGUGGCAUGAUCCAGAUUAUGUUCUAUCUAUUCCACUUCCAUUUAUUUAACUUAUAGUAGGGAAUGCAUUCAUUUCCCCUGCAUCGACCCCGAUCUAUGAUACUAUCGGAGUGAAACACGGGAUCUAAGGAAGAAUCGAGGCUAGACUUUAUUAGUAACAAGUAAAUCCUUUGUACGUAAGAAGACUCUAAAAAACAAUAUUGUGCAUCAAUUACAAGGUAUGAGACAAUCCAAAAAGCAUUUGAUCAUGAUCGAUGUAAGCCUACUUGGGUAUUGAGCAUUUAUUUGUACGAACAUAGUUUCCUGGAUGGCAUAUGGAUUUUAUAUGAAUCCAUUUCAUUCCUUUGAUUAUUGCUCGAGCUGGAUGAUGAAAAAUCAUCAUGUCCGGUUCUUUCGGGGGAUGGAUCCAUAAGAAUUCACCUAUCCCAAUAACAAAGAAACCCGACUUGAAUGAUCCUGUAUUAAGAGCAAAAUUGGCUAAGGGGAUGGGACAUAAUUAUUAUGGGGAACCGGCAUGGCCUAAUGAUCUUUUAUAUAUUUUUCCCGUAGUAAUUCUAGGUACUAUUGCAUGUAACGUAGGUCUAGCGGUUCUAGAGCCAUCAAUGAUUGGUGAACCGGCAGAUCCAUUUGCAACUCCUUUGGAAAUAUUACCCGAAUGGUACUUCUUUCCCGUAUUUCAAAUACUCCGUACAGUACCCAAUAAGUUAUUGGGUGUUCUUUUAAUGGUUUCGGUACCAGCGGGAUUAUUGACAGUACCCUUUUUGGAAAAUGUUAAUAAAUUCCAAAAUCCAUUCCGUCGCCCAGUAGCUACAACAGUCUUUUUGAUUGGUACGGCAGUAGCCCUUUGGUUAGGUAUUGGAGCAACAUUACCUAUUGAUAAGUCUCUAACUUUAGGUCUUUUUCAAAUUAAAAUAGAUCUUGAAAUACUAAGGUAAGGCGGGAUAUUACGUAUGUAUCUAGUUAGGCAUACUUCAAAGUUUAUCCUCCUAGAUACAUCUCUUUCAUUUGAUUAUAGAUCUAUUCUGAAGAAUCCACGAAUACAGACUAUGCUGAAGAUUCAAAACAGACUUUGUUUUUGUUUCUUCUUUUUUCGUUAGUGUGUAUAUUUUAGUGUGUAUAUUGAUUAUAUAUUACAAAUUAUUAUUCAAUUCGAAUUGAAUAAUAAUUUGUAAUAUAUAGGAA
Molecule: messenger RNA, 1273 nt
Organism: Nymphaea colorata (pocket water lily)
Lineage: Eukaryota; Viridiplantae; Streptophyta; Magnoliopsida; Nymphaeales; Nymphaeaceae
Product: cytochrome b6-f complex subunit 4
Exons: 1
Coding region: 472-1026 (184 amino acids)
Biological process (GO): photosynthetic electron transport chain; mitochondrial electron transport, ubiquinol to cytochrome c
Cellular component (GO): thylakoid membrane
Source: RefSeq, a predicted model, not a curated record